Messenger RNA from Mangifera indica (mango), 1991 nucleotides. Its product is annotated as sugar carrier protein C-like. The coding region runs from base 260 to 1822 and encodes 520 amino acids. Lineage: Eukaryota; Viridiplantae; Streptophyta; Magnoliopsida; Sapindales; Anacardiaceae. The transcript is spliced from 4 exons. Gene Ontology annotation, cellular component: membrane. The record is from RefSeq and is a predicted model, not a curated record. Gene Ontology annotation, molecular function: monosaccharide transmembrane transporter activity. Gene Ontology annotation, biological process: monosaccharide transmembrane transport.
GUAACCCACUUCCUAUUUUCCUAGAGAGAAUGUGAAUAUGGAUGAAUGAUGGUGGCUUAUAUUGAGAAAUAAAAUUUUGAUUUGGGAUUAUGACAGCUCAACGCUUGAUUCUUGGGCCGACUCUCUAAUCUUUCUAUAUAAAUGCUCGUCCCAUACUUGUUUUGCACCUCUCUAUCUUCUUCUUCCUCUUGACAAUACUUUGUUCUGUCUUUAUUCUUGUUUCUGUUUUGAUCAUUGAAGAUUUAAAAGCUCACUCAAAAUGCCUGCUGCUGGAGGGUUUGACAAGGGUUCAGGGAAAGCCUACCCUGGUAACCUUACCCCAUUCGUUACUGUAACAUGUAUGGUGGCUGCCAUGGGGGGUCUCAUCUUUGGUUACGAUAUUGGGAUUUCUGGUGGUGUGACUUCAAUGGCGCCAUUCUUGAAGAAGUUCUUUCAUUCUGUGUAUAAUAAACAGCAAGCUAACACGUCAACUAAUCAGUACUGCCAAUACGACAGCGAGACGCUCACUCUCUUCACGUCUUCGUUGUAUUUGGCCGCUCUACUAUCUUCUCUUGUUGCUUCCACCGUAACAAGACGAUUUGGCCGGAAAUUGUCUAUGUUAUUCGGCGGCGUGCUGUUUCUUACCGGUGGUUUGAUCAAUGGUUUCGCCAAUGCCGUGUGGAUGCUCAUUCUCGGUAGAAUCUUGCUCGGUUUCGGUAUCGGUUUCGCCAAUCAGUCUGUGCCACUCUACCUUUCUGAGAUGGCUCCAUACAAAUACAGAGGCGCCCUCAACAUCGGAUUUCAGUUGUCAAUCACAAUUGGAAUUCUUGUUGCCAAUGUUUUGAACUAUUUCUUUGCCAAGAUAAAGGGUGGCUGGGGAUGGCGUUUGAGUUUGGGAGGCGCCAUUGUUCCUGCUCUUAUCAUCACAGUCGGUUCAUUGAUCCUCCCUGACACCCCCAAUUCUAUGAUCGAACGCGGUGAGCAUGAUGAAGCUCGAAGGAAACUCAAAAGAGUUCGUGGUGUUGAUGAUGUCGAUGAAGAAUUCAACGACCUUAUUGCAGCAAGUGAAGCAUCUAAACUAGUUGAACAUCCAUGGAGAAAUUUGUUGCAGAGGAAAUAUAGGCCUCAUCUCACAAUUUCCAUUUUAAUCCCCUUCUUCCAACAACUCACUGGCAUCAAUGUGAUCAUGUUUUAUGCUCCUGUCUUGUUCAACACAAUUGGGUUCGGUAGUGAUGCUUCACUUAUGUCUGCUGUGAUCACUGGUAUUGUUAAUGUUGCUGCCACCAUUGUUUCAAUUCGAUAUGUCGACAAGCUUGGGAGAAGAUUUCUCUUCCUGGAAGGCGGAAUUCAAAUGUUCAUCUGCCAGGUUGCUGUUGCAGCUUUUAUUGGUGCUAAAUUUGGAACUGAUGGGAAUCCUGGAGAUUUACCAAAGUGGUACGCCAUUGUUGUGGUGCUUUUCAUUUGCAUUUAUGUUUCAGGAUUUGCCUGGUCUUGGGGGCCUCUUGGGUGGCUUGUGCCUAGUGAAAUUUUCCCACUUGAAAUUCGCUCAGCUGCUCAGAGUAUCAAUGUUUCAGUGAACAUGUUUUUCACAUUUGUUGUUGCUCAAGUGUUCUUGAAUAUGCUCUGCCACUUUAAGUUCGGACUUUUCCUCUUCUUCGGCUUCUUCGUGGUCGUGAUGACCGCCUUUAUUUUCUUCUUCGUGCCGGAAACAAAGGGAAUCCCUAUCGAAGAGAUGGGGCAAGUAUGGAAGACUCACUGGUAUUGGUCCCGUUUUGUCGGUCCAGAUGAUUUUGUCUCUGCUGGAAACCUGGAAAUGGGCAAGGGAAACAUUGCUAUUUCGUGAAGAAUGUUUAAUAGACUUAAUUAUAAACAGCUUCUUUUUUUCAUAUAUAUAAUUUUAAUUAAUAUUGGGUAGCUGUAUUACCUUAUGUGGGAUUUUAUGUUCAGACUUUUAAACAUUGUUUCCUGAAAAUUUUAUAACAUUAUGAGUAAUUCUACUUUGAUUAGUAAAA